CUCUUUCUUCUCCUCCUCUGUUGCAUCAUCCCUUCCUUAUAUUUCUCUCCAUCCUUCUCUGCAUCUUCAUAUUCUCUCUCUUAUUAGAUUUUCAAAUUAAAGGUCUGUUCUGUUUUUCUCGCUCUUCCUCUCCCCCUGUUGGUACAAUAUAAGAAUGCAGACAUACUGCUGCUCUGCUCUGCACUAGGACUAUACGCUGUACAUUUCCUUGGGCUGAUGUCACAGAAGGGGUAGGGUAUUGUUGGACGUAAAUCACAUGUAAUCCACUCAGGAAUCUAGAAAUGUACUAGAAACCAGUCCCUCUAGUCGGCUCUGUCUUAAAAAGGACCUUGUGUGAGGGAGGUUUUAGUUUCUAGCCACUAGCCAGUCAUUGUCUUGAGUCCCAAAUGGCACCGUAUUCCCUAUUUGUUGGAUUAACUUUAGCCAGGGCCCAUAGAUUAAGAAGUAAUGAGUUUGAGGUGUAGGCCUUUUAUGUGAGGUGAAACAGCCUACAUUAUGAACAGUGCAGAUAUAACAAGUAGAUCUGACAUAGUUUCCCAAUUCUAACAUGGCGUAUAAUCAUAGCUGUUUUACAUGAUACGUUUUUAUCUGAUUUGGGACUGUUGUGUAACAUUACACUCUCCUGAACAGACCCCAGGUAUUACAGUCUGCUGAUAGUGUUGACACUGUGCUGGCUGUGUUCAGUUCAGUCGUUGUCUAAAACCUGAAUAGUCUCAACCUGAAUAGUCUCACCUGCGUAAGGUUGGGUUAAAUAUCCUCCUCCGAUGAGACUCUCUCUCCUGGCCUACUUUCCACUGACAAAGCCCUCGCUGUCUCUGGACUCAUUCUAUGGUUACGUCCAAAAUGGCACCCUAUUCCCUUUGAACAGAGCCCUAGUCAAGAGUCGUGCACUAUAUAGGGAGUAGGGUGCCAUUUGGGACACAGCCAUUCUCUCUCUCCCUAUGGCUUCUACUGACUGGUUGGCUGCACCUUUCUCUUCACUUCCAUGGCAUGUUAUCUGUUCUCUCUCUCUCCACCUCCACCCCUUGAUUCUGUCUUUUCUCUAGGAGCACGUUGUUGGUCACGUUAUCCUCCAGCCUGAUGGGUGUUGUUUGUAUGGAUGUCUGUAUGUACUGUUUGUGCUGUAUGUCCACCUGUGUUUUUGAAGAACAUUGGCCUUGAACGAGCUCUCCAAAUGCAAACAUCAAAGAUCCGCUACAGAAAGGACAAGACACUUUCUAAACAGAAGCCUACGUUUCCGGUGGUGACUGAAGUCAAAGACCUCUCCAAUGGUUGUGCCAUCGCUUCUGUUAUACACUACUAUUGCCCCGGCCUGUUGCGACUAGAGGACGUGUGUAUGAAGGAGUCCGUGGCGGUGGCAGACAGCCUGUACAACCUGCAGCUGAUCCGAGAGUUCUGUGACAGCUGUCUGAAGAGCUGCUGCCCCCUGGUGUUGGAGGACCUGCUCUACACCCCACAGGAGCUCCAGGUCAACAUGAUGAGUUUCCUAGCAGAGCUGCUGUGUUGGUUUGAGGUACGGAGGCCAGAGUUUGUUCAGCCACUGAACACCACUGAUGCUUCUGCACCGAUCAAGCCAACCAGUUUGAGCAAUAACAGCGGCUCUCCAUCCAUCUUCAAGAAGCCGUUCCUGCCCAUCUCCUCGCCAGUGUCGCCAGGGCCUGUGCCAGGGUCUCUGACUCAGUCUGCCUCCAUGUCUCAUGUAGAGGGAGCUGGGAGAACAUGGACCAAGAAGCCUUUCAGUCGUCCCCUGUCCUCGGCCGUGUCCUUUAGCAUUCCCUUCGGCAUGGACAGCGACGUGGACAUCGUGAUGGGAGGCGCCAUCACCCGCUCGGUCAGCUCUGACAACGUGGCCCCCGGCCAGACCAUGACCCGCGUGCCCUACACCCCCCCAGAGGACCUUAGUCAUCUGCUUAGCAAGCCCCCCGCCACCCCUGGCUCCCACAGACCCUCCUGGGCCACCCAGAGCUCCUCCGUGGUGCCCAUGCUGCUGAAGGAGAACGGCCUGGGAGAGGGAGAGGGAGAGGGAGAGGGGGAGGGGGAGCUGCCCACCAUCGAGGAGGCCCUGCAGAUCAUCCACAACGAGGGCAAGAUGGAACCCCGGCUGCACCCCGAUGGGGCAGCCGACGGAUUCUUCCUGCAUUCGCCUGAUGACCCGGCCAGCGCCAGACACAAUGGCCGCGCCCCUCACCCCUCCCACCCGCUUAACCCCGUACCCCUCAGCUGCUCCGCCCCGUCCCGCUCUGGGAUGAUGUACCACCCCCAUCUCCCCAUGGAGGGCAAAAUGCAGGCACCCAAGGAGCAGCCCUCCUCUACCCCCUCCUCCCGCACCCGACACACCUCAGAGGGCUCGCGGGACGACGACUCGGUGCUGAGGGACGGGAGCGUGGACUCUGACGCCUCUGAGGACCUCCUUCUCCUCCCCAAUGCCCAGUCCACCCCUGCUACGCCUGAUGUCCACACCAGAGGCCGAGGAGGGGGGGACGACGCCCAGGACAGCGGCGUGAGGAUGACCAGCUUUGCUGAGCGCAAGAAGAAACCGUCGACAGUAGGCGAAUCACCUAAAAGCGACGGCGCCAGCAGCAGCGAACCUGUCGCCCCGGCAGCGACGGCUUCGAUGACCAGCUGGGCGGCCCAGCCACAGAAGUCGACGGAGGAGAGCCCCAGUAAGAGCCCUGGACUGACCACCGAGAUGUCUGAGCUGGGAGCCCGGCUGGAGGAGAAGAGGAAGGCCAUCGAGGCCCAGAAGAAACGUAUUGAGGCCAUCUUCGCUAAGCACCGCCAGAGACUGGGCAAGAGCGCCUUCCUGCAGCUGAAGAAGGAGCAGGGGGAGGGAGAGGAGGAGGAGGAGGGCCAGGUUAGCGCCUCCUCCACAGAGGAGGACCUCAGGGGGCUGACGCUAGAGGAAAGGCUGGCUCACAUGGAGGACGAGGAGCAGCAGGAGGCGCAGCAGCAGGAGAAACGGCGCCCCUCAGUGGAGCAGGAGGGGAACGUCAAACCUUCAACAUACCUGGACAACAAGCAGGCCUCCUUACCCAAGGACAGGGCAGGUAGAGAAGGUGUGCAGGGAGAGAAGUGUGCCGGGUCAGGAGGACAGAAGGCCGGGGUGGUAGUGCAUCAGCCAGCGCCCUUGGGGGACUACAACAACGCUGUAUCAAAGCUGAACGCGGCGCUAAGCUCUCUGCAGAGCGACAUGCAGCGCCUCUCAGAACAACAGAACCAACUCAUCAGGAAGAAGCCCGCCACUCCCGCCGGCAACAAGUCCUGGGUGAUCCCGCCCAGUCUCAAAUCCUCAGCAUCUCCCCCGACCCGCAUGUCCCGCGCGUCCACCCCUCGCAACCUUGCCUCCGUCUCCUCUUCCACCUCGUCGUCCCGCCGCAACGCCGCCAGUCCCGCCAGAACGCCCAAGUCGCCUCAGGUCCAUCGCCGGGCCCAGUCGGUGCCUCCCAAGAGCCCCAAGCACCAGGCCACCCACUACCACCACGCCCGCCCCCAGGAUCUCAAAGUGCCGGGCCUGUCGCGCGUGCUCACCCCUCCGCAGAACGUGGACACUAUCCCCCACCUGCGCCGCGCCUCCCCCUGGCAGUGCAGAGACCAGAACUCCUCCACCUUCAACAUCAGCUCUGCCCCCAGCCCUGCCUCCACCCCAACCCACAUCCCCUCCCCAACCCCCACCCCCCGGGCGCUGUCGCUGGCCCUGGAUGACAACAUGUCAGAUGCCGGCUCGAACGAGGACCAGAGCAUCUUCAGCAUGGACCUGGAUGCCGCCACAUCUCAGGCCUCGGGGAGAAAGGAGCGUGGGGGUGGUGGGAGCUCGGGGGCGCCCUCGGAGUGCUCGUUUGAAAGUGACGUUCCGGCAGCGGGGGUGUUUAAUGGCAAGCGCAGCAGCCUGAUCGAGAUUUCUCUAUCGGCCUUGGACGGGGACGGGGACGACCUGAGUGUCAUGGAUGACUCCAUGAGCGACGUGACCGAACCUGAGAUGAAGGGAGGGGUCGGCUUCUUCUUUAAGGAUGACAAGGUGCGGCCGGAGGACGAGAUGGCCCAGAGGAAAGCAGCCCUGAUGCAGAAACAGCAGAAGAGGGCGGAGGAGAUGAAGAGACGCAGGCUGGAGCAGGAGGAGAAGAAGGAGAAAGAGCAUGCGAUCCGACCCGAGUGGUUUAACAUCGAGGGCUGGGGAGACAAGGGUGGUGGUGGUGGUGAGGACCGGCUCUGGCCCCCCGGUACCCCCCCUUCAGAUAGCACGACCCAGCGGAGAGACACCUUCACCAGGCAGGAGUACGAGCGGAGGCAGCAGCUGAAGAUCAUGGAGGAUCUGGACAAGGUGUUGCGGCAGAAGCCCACCACGGUGCGCGGCGUGAAGAAGCAGAGACCCAAGACCAUGUUCCGGGACGACUCAGUGCUUUCCCGCAGCCCCGCCAAGGGAUUCAUGGGCUCCAAACUCAACAAGGUAUAUUCCCACUCUACCAUGAACCUGUCCUCAAUGGCUAACGACACUGGUAACAGCGGGACGCUGACCGUCAGGAAAUCUCCCAGCCGAUCUCACUCCCCCUCGAGGCUGAUGUCACCAGGACGAAUGACCAAUCAGAACGGAGAGAAGGACUGGGAGAACGCCUCCACGGCCUCGUCUCCCGCCUCCAUCCCAGAAUACACCGGACCCAAGCUGUACAAGGAGCCCAGCUUCAAGUCCAACAAGUUCAUCAUCCACAACGCUAUCUCCCGCUGCUGCCUUGCCGGCAAGGUCAACGAACCGCAGAAAAACAAGAUUGUAGAGGAGAUGGAGAAGUGCCAGGCCAACCACUUUCUCAUCCUCUUCCGUGACUCCAGUUGUCAGUUCCGGGCCGUCUACACCAUGAACCUAGAGACCGAGGAAAUGGUGCGCCUCACGGGCAUUGGGCCACGCGUCAUCAGCCCCGCCAUGGUGGAGUCCAUCUACAAGUAUAGCUCGGACCGCAAACAGUUCACCACCAUCCCGUCCAAGACCAUGUCUAUGAGCGUCGAUGCCUUCACCAUCCCCGGGCACCUGUGGCAGAGCAAACGCCCGGGCACCCCCAAGAAGUUGGGGACCCCCAAAUAAUAACGAGAACAUCUCAAUGAUGGAGGAGGUGGUUGGCGGGGGGAGGAAGGUCGCAGACAUAUGUAAAUCAGGGGCCCCUCCUCUCCCCCAGUCAACCCCCACCACCCUCUUCCCCCCUCCUUUCUCUUAUAUUGGCGCUGUCCAGUGUUGGCUGUUGAUUUGGAGACUGCUUUAGUUCAGUAGGCUGGUCAGGUAGACCAGUGGAGGGAUCUGAAAGGAAUAAAUUACACUGGUGCCAGACAUAUACAAACCACCUGCCCCUUUAAGCCUGUCCAACCGGAUGGUCUCUGCCCCUUUAAGACCAACCUGGGUCGUUUUUCGUUGCAAAAUGUUUUGCUACGGUGUGCACUAAUGAAUAUGACCCUUAUCAGCUCUGUGUAUGGGGGACAUUGGUACAUGUCAUGUGUCAAGGGGGCCAGCUACAGAUGAUCACUACUACUAAAGCCAUUCAUAGGGCCCUGUCUGUCACACACUACACCCCAUAGGGGCCUCUGAUUGCCCCCCC
Messenger RNA from Coregonus clupeaformis (lake whitefish), 5576 nucleotides. Its product is annotated as calmodulin-regulated spectrin-associated protein 3-like. Gene Ontology annotation, cellular component: microtubule minus-end. The transcript is spliced from 14 exons. Gene Ontology annotation, molecular function: microtubule minus-end binding; calmodulin binding; spectrin binding. Lineage: Eukaryota; Metazoa; Chordata; Actinopteri; Salmoniformes; Salmonidae. Gene Ontology annotation, biological process: negative regulation of microtubule depolymerization; neuron projection development; cytoplasmic microtubule organization. The record is from RefSeq and is a predicted model, not a curated record. The coding region runs from base 1100 to 5071 and encodes 1323 amino acids.